AUGAAAGAUCAGUCCCCGUCGGAUGAUCAAGGUCGACUAAAUGUUCCGAUAUUAGUGUUUAAUUACAUGAAGACGCGCAAGUACGGCAUUGUAGCACAAUUCCUGAGCUACAGUCGGUUGGGACAAGCUACUGUUAGUUGCGAGCCUCGGGUUUGUCCCUGGAAACUUCACUUACUCGUAGAAAAGAUGACCGGGGUACUGACCGACAAAGAAGGUUCACUGAUUUCCCAAACAAAAGCGAGGCGUUGA
Messenger RNA from Plasmopara halstedii, 249 nucleotides. RefSeq lists its product as uncharacterized. The record is from RefSeq and is a predicted model, not a curated record. The transcript is spliced from 2 exons. The coding region runs from base 1 to 249 and encodes 82 amino acids. NCBI's taxonomy places the organism in Eukaryota, Oomycota, Peronosporomycetes, Peronosporales, Peronosporaceae.